This is a messenger RNA of Diabrotica balteata, 2612 nucleotides long. Lineage: Eukaryota; Metazoa; Arthropoda; Insecta; Coleoptera; Chrysomelidae. The record is from the annotation of a GenBank genome assembly.
AUGACAACAGUGUCAUGUGCGAAUAUUAAAUGACUGAGCUUAUCUCCAUUUAUCUUGUUCAGAUCUGUGUUCUUACAAAUAUUUUCUAAAAGUGCCAUGUAUUAUAUAUUAUUUACUAUAGGUAUGUAUACACCAUAACUUUGUUUGCAGAUGACAGUUUUAUAUUUGGUAGCAUAUUUCCUAAUGAUGGCUAUGGACCACCAAAAGAUUUCUGUUGGGAUAUGAUUUGUGGUGAUGAACAGAUAGUGGAUGAUUUUGAUAGUAUUUAUUAUAACCUAGAUGAGAAGGUUAAUCGUUUCUCAGCAGCUUUAGAUGAAUAUGUGAAAUUAUAUUCUGAAGACAAUAGAAAUAUUUUGGUUACUAUGGGUGGAGACUUUCAAUAUCAACAAGCAAGUUAUAUUUUUGAUAAUAUCGAUCGUCUAAUAAAAGGUUUCAAGAACCACAAGAAAUAUAAUUUGAUUUAUUCUACCCCAUCUUGUUAUUUAAAGAGUAUACACGACAGUAAAGUUAACCUAACAUUGAAAACAGAUGACUUUUUUCCAUACAGUUCUGACGAACAUUCCUUCUGGACAGGAUAUUUCAGUUCAAGACCUACUUUAAAGAGGUUUGAAAGAGUUGGACAUAAUAUACUGCAGGCUACAAAACAAAUGUAUGCUUUAAGUUCUACUAGAAGACAUGACGAAAAGUUAACUGAUCUUAAUCAAGCCAUGGGUACAUUGCAACAUCAUAACGCCAUAACUGGUACACAGAAAACACACGUCACUAGUGAUUAUAUCAGAACGCUAACAGCGGCCAUUACAAAGGUAGAAGAACCAGUUACUGAAAUAUUAAGUGAACUUCUGGACGCUAAAACAAAGUUAGAUUGGAGCCUCAGUUCAUGUGUCCUUACUAAUGUUAGCAUAUGUUCUACGUCUCAGAAAAGCGAUAAGUUUGUUGUUGCUGUUUACAAUCCUUUAGCAUGGAAUAUUACUCAUUACGUCAGGUUGCCAGUCGAAGAAGGACAGUACAUUAUUAAUGGACCAGAUGGUAAAGAAGAAUAUGACUUAAUUGAACCUCUCAGCUCUUUUAGUUUCGUUAAAAUUAAGGAUGAACACCCCAGUGCUUUUGAGCUUAUAUUUGCAGCCAAGAACGUUGAACCGUUGGGUUUAAAAAUAUAUCAUAUUGAAAAACAAAACACAAAGGUGGAACAAGAUAAUGAAGAUCCCUCACAAUUGACUGUUUUCAAAUUAAACGAAAAAACUAACCUUCUUCAUAACGUCACUCUCAACGAUAUCACUCUAAAAGUAAAACAGAACUUCUUCAUUUACAAAUCUGGUAUUGAAACAGCUGAUAACAAUAUUGUGAGAUCUGGAGCUUAUGUAUUUAGACCAACAGAAGAUAAACCUGAAGAACUUACCGAUGUUACCUUAGUUAAGACAUAUAUUGGAACAUUUGUUGAAGAAGUUAUACAAAAGUGGACUAGUGAUAGUGCUGAUAUUUACCAAGCUAUAAGGUGGUACAAAAAUGAAAACCAUGUAGAACUAGACUGGCUGGUUGGAAAUAUUAAUAUAAAAGAUAACGUUGGAAAAGAAAUAGUAAGCCGUUUUGAAGUAAUCGAUUUCAAUAACAAAAAUAUAUUCUACACCGAUUCUAAUGGUAGAGAAACUAUUCAAAGAAUCAAAGAUAAAAGAGGUGAUUAUAGUUACGAUUCUACCAAGGAACCAGUUGCCAGUAACUACUAUCCAGUAACCUCAAAGAUAGUAGUUAAAGAUGAAGACAAAAAUAUACAGGUGGCGGUUCUUACUGACAGAUCUCAAGGUGGUACUAGUUUAGAAACCAAUCAAAUAGAGUUAAUGGUGCACAGACGAACAAUAACUGAUGACGGCAUGGGAGUGGGUGAACCCCUUUCCGAAACCGAGUUUGAUUCAGAAAUAGGAAUGUAUGCCAGAGGAUCACAUUAUCUAGUGAUUGGAGAUACAAAAAAAGUAAACAAGUACGGUACAACGGCAACUGGACAAGAACGUAUACUAGCUCACAAGAAACUUCUUCAACCUUGGAUAGGACUGUCCUCUACCAAGCAAACAUUCGAUGAACUAGAAAAGUCAAUUAACCUUAAGUACUCUGCAAUAAAUGAAGAGCUACCCGAGAAUAUUAACAUCUUGACUUUGGAACCAUGGAUAAGUGAUAAUGUUCUUCUGAGAUUUGAGCACAUCAUGGAAAAGGGAGAAGAUCCUAAGUUAUCCACCAAGGCUAUAUUUAAAUUAAAGAAUUUGAUCAAAGGAAUUGACGCUCACACAAUAACUGAGACUACACUUGGGGCAAAUGUGCCAUUGACUGAACUUCAUGAUGAACCUAGAUAUGUGUGGAAUAUUAAAAACGAAACUAGUAAAGGAGUUUCACUAGUUAUAAGAAAUAUUGGAGCUAAUGGAGAAUUAUCUUUAAAUCCAAUGCAAAUAAGAACCUUCAUCGUUUCUAGGAAAUCCAAUAAUUCUAGCAAAAAUAUGGCACCCUUUACUUUAUUUAUAUUUUUAGUUUUAUCCAAAAUGUUUUUCAUGUAAAAACAAAUCAUUUUAAAAAUUGUUUUUUAGGUAAAUGUGAUUAUUUAAAGAUCAAUAAAAGUUAAUUGGUGUUUU